Culicoides brevitarsis is the source of this 2263-nucleotide messenger RNA. RefSeq lists its product as uncharacterized. Gene Ontology annotation, molecular function: GTP binding; GTPase activity; protein kinase binding. NCBI's taxonomy places the organism in Eukaryota, Metazoa, Arthropoda, Insecta, Diptera, Ceratopogonidae. Gene Ontology annotation, biological process: endocytosis; Cdc42 protein signal transduction; establishment or maintenance of cell polarity. The record is from RefSeq and is a predicted model, not a curated record. Bases 644 to 1972 code for a protein of 442 amino acids. The transcript has 7 exons.
AGCAUUUUUUUACAAGAACCACAAAAAAAAAACUUGCACAUGUCGGUCACUUAUUUCGUGCAAAAAUUGUAAAUUAUUUUUAAAAAAAUUAAGUCUCGACUUAAAAGUGAAAAAAAAGUAGAACAAAGUUUAUCUCAGAAAAAAAACAAAUAAAUUAAAAAAAAUAUGUGCAACUCAUGAAUAAUAAUAAAAUGUUAAAUGGAUCAAGUGCGUAGUAAUUCCCUGCGUUCAAAUAUUGAUUGGCGGUCUCCAAUCGCAUCGCAUGAAUGUUAACGGCAGCAAUCAUAUGCAAAUAAUCAAAUGAAAAAAGAGACAAAAAAGUAAAGUGCAAUCAAAUAAAAAAAAAAGUUUCGCAAAAAAAGGUUGAUUUUUGAUUUUUUUUCAGUGCAACAGUCCUGAUCAAACAUCAGAGAAAAAAAUAAUAAAAAUAAAAAAAAUAGCAACAAGCCAAUGUUUGUGUUUUAAAAUAGUCAAAUAAAAUCGAGUGUACUUGAAUACAAAAUAAGCGAAAAGAUAUCGAGAGGAAGUCAAGUGAAAAGAAAAAUAUUUACCAAUUUCGUGUUAAAAGUGAUAAGAAGUCAUUUUAUGUUUUCUGAAGUUGAAAUUCCGCAAGAGAAAAGUGUCUCUAAUCGCUUCCAUUUAAAUGCCGCCGCAAAUUAAGCAGAUUCUUGCAUCGUCCUCGGCAUCCAUGAAGAAUACGUUAACCGAAAGAAUGCAAUCUCGCGAUCAUCCGCUCAACCGUUCGACGCGCCCUCUGCUGGAACGGAAACAUUUCGCGCCACAACCGCCCAAACGCAAAAGCCCCGAACGAAAAAUGUACGGCUUUAAUGACUUCAAUUCGAUUCCGCGGCAAUACGAUAGUUUAAAUACGCGCGUUAACAUGUAUGGCGACAGCGAUUUCGUCUUUAGUGACACGAAUCACGAGCCGCGAUACAAAAAUCAAAUUAACGAUUCGGAUUCGUCGUCGUCGGAUUUUGAGACACCGAAGGCAAUGCGAAAACAUGACUUUUCGUGGAAACCAUUGCCGCCUCCGCCAACGACAAAUAAUGGUACAUCACAAGUUCGCGGUUCUCCAUUGCCGCCAUCCCGACAAAUUAUCACAGCAGACACCGAAGGACCCUUUGUGUUUGGCGUGCAUUCGCAAAAUUCCUUCUUGCCUGCGUAUGCUGCGAACAAUAAUAAAAGUAUUAACACUGUGAUACCCAAGCAAUAUGGGAAAUUCAUCGAUGUGAGUCCAAAUACGAGCCAGUCUCAAAGUGAUACGAGUCCCAAUUCAAAGGUUGUGAACAAGGAAAGACGAUGGCUGUUGCUGAACAAGAAGAAUAAGCGACGAUUCCAAGCGAAAGCUGAUAAAAAAGAAAAAGACGAAAACAAACGACGCAGUGCAAAGUCGCCGGGUAUCAAAUGUGUUGUGGUCGGCGAUGGAACCGCAGGCAAAACAAAUCUCAUCCAAUCCUAUCUGCUGGAUAACUACGUGCACGACUCGAGCUAUAUUCCAACCGCAUUCGACAAGUACAACGUGGAAGUUCAGGUUGAUGGCAAACCAUUGAACGUGACAGUCUGCGAUACAGCCGGUCAAGAUGUUCUCGAUCCCUUGCGACAACUUUGCUAUCCAAGCACCGAUGUCUUUCUCCUCUGCUUUUCUGUCGUCAAACCCGAAACCUUUCAAUCCAUCGAACGGAAAUGGGUACCUGAGCUAAAAAAAUACAACGGAAGUCUCUUGCUGAUCGGAACUCAUUCGGAUUUAAGAAGCGAUGCAAAAACAAUGCAGCAGUUACAAGUAUCUGGCGAGAAACCGAUUUCCGUGUCGGAUGCGUGGGACUUGGCAAGACGAAUUGGGGCAAAAUACAUCGAAACGUCGGUUUAUAACAAGGAAAAAAUAAAAGAAGUUUUCGACACGGUGAUAUGGGAUGCACUACAGGCGCAAAAAAGACGACCUCCCUUAUGGAAAAGAAUUUUUUGUCUCACGUAAUGAAGACUGUUAAUUUUUUUUCUCUAUAAAAAAAGACUCUUGAUAGAAUUUAAUAUUAUUUUUAAUUUUAUUUUAUAUCAUAACAAUAAAAAAAACUAUCACAUUUAUUAUUAAAAACUAAAAUAAAAUUUUUCGUUAGUUUCAUUGUUAUUCCAUUUGACUGUUGUAAUAAUAAAAUAAUAAUAAUAACGAGAGAGAAAACAAAAAAAAAUUAUGGUUAAAAAAUUUAUCUGCUAAAUAGGAUGUUUUAAGACCUCAUGCUCGUAAAUAAUGUUGCAUGCAAUAAAGAUA